CUUAACAAUGUCUAAAUCAAGGCGGCUGCAUGGGAACGUGGCUCUCAUAACAGGAGCCGCUAGCGGCAUCGGCGAGGAGACGGCGAGACUAUUUGCAGCCAACGGCGCUUUCGUUGUCGUAGCUGACAUCGACGACGAACUGGGUAGGAAGGUGGCUGCCUCCAUCGGCAUCGACCAAGCCAGCUUUCACCAUUGUGAUGUUAGAGACGAGAAGCAAGUCGAAGAAACGAUGGUUGGGACGAUUAAGCACGGUGCGCGACGAGCAAUGGUGAAGAAAAACAUACGUGGGUCGAUCAUUUGCACGGCGAGCGUGUCGGCCACGAUAGGAGGGGCGGGGCCGAUGGCAUACACAAGCUCGAAGCAUGCGGUGUUGGGGGUGGUGAGGUCGAGCAGCUUGGAGCUUGGGGCGUAUGGGAUUAGAGUGAACUGUGUGUCGCCACAUGGGGUGGCAACGCCGCUGGCUCGCCGGACUUUGAAUAUGGAAGGGAGUAAGGUUGAAGAGCUUGUUUCUGCAUCGGCAAGCUUGAAGGGUGUGGUGCUGAAGGCUAGCCAUGUAGCUGAGGCAGCUCUGUUCCUCGCAUCUGAUGAAUCAGCUUAUAUAAGUGGACAAAACUUGGUCGUCGAUGGCGGCUUCACGGCGGUCCGACCAGUCAUAUGAUUGUGUGUUGUUAAGGGUUUGUAUGAUUUGAGUAAUAAUGUUCUACUUUCGAAACAUUUCAAAGUUGGAACUUUGAGGAAUAAACCCACCUUCAAUUG
Cucurbita pepo subsp. pepo (vegetable marrow) is the source of this 756-nucleotide messenger RNA. Lineage: Eukaryota; Viridiplantae; Streptophyta; Magnoliopsida; Cucurbitales; Cucurbitaceae. The record is from RefSeq and is a predicted model, not a curated record.